AUUUCUUUGAUUGAUUUCGUGAUUAUUGUAUUUGAUGUUGGAUCAUAUUGAAGUGGGUUUUUUCGCUAAUUUAUUUGAUGCUGAUUUUGAAGUGUUUUUGGAGCUGCUCCGAGUGAAUAUUUGAUUCAGCCCAUUUCUGAGUUUUUUCCUAUUUUCUUGAUGUGAAUCAUUUAUAAGAAAACCCUUUAAUUUGUAAGAAUUUCUAUUGGAAAAAGGAAAAAAGGAAUUAUGAAGAGACUUGAUUUCUUGUGAUGUUCAGUUAAGCAAUAGUUUUUUAUACGUCUCUUCUUUCCUAAUGUUGUGAGCUCUGUUUCAAGAAGACAAUUGAUCUUGGAAGAGUGAGUAUGAGUAAUUUUGUGGAUCUCUUUUUAAUUUUAUGUUAUAUUUUAAAUCUCUAUUACCUUUUUGUUUUUCCAAGUAAUUGUCGACGUUGUAGGUGCUUCUUUUCCGUGUUUGAUGUUUAAUUUCUUUAAUUUCUUUAUACUACUGCCGAUGGAAAAAGUGGCUGUGUGACUGACCAGAGUUACUUUCACAAAUAUUUUGGCGACAGCGUCAGUCCCUUGAUAUCUCAUGCAUUAAGUAUUUGAAAGAUUCUUUAUCUGCAUGGGCAUUGAUCUGGCUUUUCUGUCUGUGAUAUAUUUGUGUAAGAUGUUUAAAGAUAAGGCCAAUGUUCGGAAUGCGAAAGAAUCCAUAUAUUUCUCCAAAGACAAGCUGGCUGUUUUAUUGAUUGGUGUCUUCUUUCUGAUUAUAUGGGACAUGUAAAAGAGGAAGAGGAUAUACCAAGAACCUGUUGAUGGUUCUACAGACCAACUCGCGCCAUUUAAAACUGUUCUCCAUUAUAUUGAACAAUUGUUACUCCCCUCCAUUUGUGUUAUACCUGCAUGGGUGCUUUCAUUGUUCUGUGUAAUUUUUUUCAGCACCUCUUAGUCAACUUGUUUCGUGUAACAAAAUAGUUGUCUAUUUUUCACUGCUCUGAUACUGAUUUAUGGACCCUGAAAGGAUGAAGGUACUUGCGCCAUGUUUAUGAAAACUUGAAGUUUGAGUCUGUACAUUUGCUUUGAAAAAUUAUGGUGGAAGAAGGACCCAGACGAAACACAACUUUGAUGGAGGAGAUUCAGUUGUGUACCAACUGGGAUGAUGUCACAUGUCCCAUAUGCUUAGACUAUCCUCAUAACAGUGUUCUCCUCCAAUGCUCAUCAUAUGACAAAGGAUGCCGACCUUUUGUGUGUGAUACAGACCAUUUACAUUCCAAUUGUUUGGACCGUUUUAAAGAAGCAAAUGGCAUGCUCUCUGGUUCACAAUCACCAAGUUCGGCUGAUAAUCUACAAUUCUUGGAUUCAGGGCCCGAUAGCAAACCAGCAUGCCCCUUGUGUAGAGGUGAAGUUACUGGAUGGAUAGUGGUCGAUAAGGCUCGUGUACAUUUGGAUGUGAAGAAUCGUUGCUGCGAAGAGGCAAAAUGUUCAUUUACCGGCACCUAUUUGGAACUCCAAAAGCAUGCACAAGUAGAGCAUCCUCACGCUUGCCCUUCAAAAAUUGAUCCUGCACGCCAGCUUGAUUGGGAGAAUUUCCAGCAAUCCUCUGAGAUCAUAGAUGUCUUGAGCACCAUCCACUCAGAAGUCCCACACGGGGUCGUUUUGGGUGAUUAUGUCAUAGAAUAUGGGGAUGAUAACUCCGGAGAUGAUUUUGACGAGUUCCGUGGGGAUGAGAGAAACUGGUGGACGUCUUGUAUAUUAUAUCAGAUAUUUGAAAAUUUUAGGACAUCUAGAAAUAGAAGAAGGUCAAGGGUCAGUGAUUCCAGAAGAGGAAACCGCCGAUUGACUUAUGAUACUUCGAACUCUGGUGAGGUUUCUGUAUCAUCUAUAGAAUAUGCGUACUAUAACGCGGAUGACGUUGAUGGCGAGUUUGCGGUGGCAAGGGAACUGUCAAGGGGAAGAGCUGGUCAACGCAGCUCUCGCAGGCGGCGCUCCCGCUUCUAUGACAACUAGAAUAGAGUUUGCUGUAGCUGUUGUAUGGAAGGAAAGCUCACAGAUCUCGGUCACCGGGAAGUGGAUGCAUGCACCAGGUGCAUGUUGGCACCGUUAAUGACCUGUAGAAAUCUUGGAUGACAUAAUCCAUUAGUUUGUCAUUUCUUUGCAGUCGGUUUCUUCUUUUUGUAAGUUACGUUUUGUUUUCUGAGGCUGGUACAGUCUUCAUAUGGUCGCUGCUUACAGUUUUGUGGUUAUUUGUUUUGCUUCAUGCCGUAUUCUCUCCAAGAUACUUCUUUUUGCUUCUUAGAUGACCAGGUUGAAUUCAACUGUUGCAAGGACUUAGCGUCGUGAUUUGAAUAGAUUGCACAUAGAACAUUGUAUCAUAUACAAUUUCAUUUGUUUUGGCAUCACUUGAUCUUUCCAGUCUCCUCGGAAAUUCUCCAUCAGAUAUUAUUCUAAUUGUAGGUUCAGUUGGCAUUCA
This is a messenger RNA of Sesamum indicum (sesame), 2448 nucleotides long. RefSeq lists its product as uncharacterized. NCBI's taxonomy places the organism in Eukaryota, Viridiplantae, Streptophyta, Magnoliopsida, Lamiales, Pedaliaceae. The record is from RefSeq and is a predicted model, not a curated record.